Archocentrus centrarchus (flier cichlid) is the source of this 1639-nucleotide messenger RNA. Its product is annotated as glutathione hydrolase 5 proenzyme-like. The record is from RefSeq and is a predicted model, not a curated record. Bases 1 to 1635 code for a protein of 544 amino acids. The transcript is spliced from 12 exons. Lineage: Eukaryota; Metazoa; Chordata; Actinopteri; Cichliformes; Cichlidae. Gene Ontology annotation, molecular function: leukotriene-C(4) hydrolase activity; glutathione gamma-glutamate hydrolase. Gene Ontology annotation, cellular component: plasma membrane. Gene Ontology annotation, biological process: leukotriene D4 biosynthetic process; inflammatory response; glutathione catabolic process.
AUGCCGACCACCCCAGAAGACGGGAGAGGGAGGUCCCAGAUGAAGGCCCCCAGCCCGAGGGGCAAGGACCCCAGAGAACCAGAGGCAAUGGGAAGCCAGCCCCUCCCCAGAGGCCAGCCCCCCGCGCAAGCUGGCGGCAGGACCCCAGGCCCCAGGGACAUUCUUCAGAAAGGCGGCUCAGCAGUAGAUGGAGCCAUUGCUGCGCUGCUGUGCACCUCUGUCAUCAACCCACAGAGUGCGGGCAUCGGCGGAGGGUGCAUGUUCACUGUGAUGGACAGCUCUGGUAACAUAACAAUCAUCAGUUCCAGAGAGACUGUGCCUGCAAAGGUGAACCCUGACCUACUUAAGUCAUGCCACGAGACCAUGGCGCGGAAAGAAGACAGCAGAUGGAUCGGGGUACCCGGGGAAAUUCGAGGUUAUGCAGAGGCACACAGGAUUUAUGGGAAGUUGCCGUGGGCCACCCUCUUUGAGCCGACCAUCCGACUGGCCAGAGAAGGGUUCCCUAUUCCUUAUGUCCAAGGUCUACAGAUCCCACGCAUUGCUAAUACAUCACUACGGAAGUUAUAUUCAGAUGAGAACGGGAACCUGCUUAAAAUCGGUGAUAUUGUGAAAUUUGAGAAACUGGCUGAUACUUUGGAGAUGAUUGCAAAGCAGGGGCCAGAUGUGUUUUACAAAGGAAGCAUAGCAGAGAAUUUAAUCCGUGACAUACAGCAAGCAGGAGGAACACUCACACUGCAGGACUUGGCAUCAUAUAAAGUUACAGUGACUGAUGCGUGGACUGUUCCUUUGGGAGAGUACCAGAUGUACUUCCCCCCACCCCCUGCAGGAGGAGCCAUCCUUAGCCUCAUCCUCAACAUCAUGAAAGGAUAUAAUAUGAGUUCAGAACCUAAGACAACUGACGAAAAGAUUUUAUUUUAUCACCGUUAUACUGAAGCUUUAAAAUUUGCCAAUGGAUUAAAGAAAUAUAUCCGAGAUCCAAAGUUCAACCCAGAUAAAUUCAUACAGAUGGCAAAGAAUUUCACAGAGGAUAGUUUUGCCAACCUCAUUUGGAAAAACAUAAUUGAUGAGACUCAUGAUGACGAGUACUACAACCGCACUGCGUAUGUUGACAGCAUCGGUACCACACAUGUGUCUGUGUUGGCUGAAGAUGGAUCUACUGUGUCUGUCACCAGCACCAUCAAUGCCAUAUUUGGCUCCAAGGUCUUCUCUCCAAGUACUGGAAUCAUCCUCAACAACCAGCUGUCUGACUUCUGUGGAAGAAAUGGUAGCAUCUCUUCUGGGGAGCGUCCUCCCUCCUCUACAGCCCCAGCUGUGCUUAAGUCUCAGUCAAAGACACUGGUGAUUGGAGGGUCUGGGGGGAGUUGGAUCACAACUGGAAUGGCCUUGGCGAUCCUGAACCACCUUUGGUUUGGAAAGAGCCUUAAUGAGGCAAUCGAUGCACCAGUUGUUUAUGUCGACCCUGAAAAUGAAGUAAAGUUUGAACUCAGGAGUGAAAAGGACCUAAUUGAUGCUCUUGAAGCUAAGGGACAUAAAAUAGCAAAAUUCUAUAAUGUAGUUAACGCUGUGGAGAAGGACGGCAGCUGUAUUUCUGCAUGGUCUGAUGAAAGAAAAAAAGGCAAAGCAGCUGGUUACUGAGACC